AUGCCGAACAGCGAAAGAUAUCAGCAAUUAAUCGGAGCAUUGCUUUAUUUAGCAGUGAAUACAAGACCAGACAUUGCUGCUAGCGUAACAAUUUUGAGCCAGUACAAUAAGGCGCCUACGAUGACCGAUUGGACCGAAGCGAAAAGAAUCGCUCGUUAUUUAAAGGGCACAGCAGACUACGAGCUUCGUCUAGGGGAGAAAAACGAAGCCCUCGGACUAAUUGGCUAUGCAGACGCAGACUACGGCGAAGAUCGUAAAACCAGAAAGUCCCACACCGGCUACCUGUUUCAGUUAUUUGGUUCGCCGAUCAGCUGGGCAUGUAAACAAGACUGCGUUGCCGAUUCAUCAACGCAUGCAGAAUACAUCGCUCUUGCGGAAGCAACUCGCGAAGGUUUGUGGAUACGCUAUCUACUUGAAGAUUACGAACGAAAAACACAAGAGACCACGGUAAUUUAUGAAGAUAACCAGAGCUGUUUAAAGCUUGCCGAAAAUGGAAAAUUCAGCAGCCGCAGCAAACACAUCGACAUAAAAUACCAUUUCAUCAGAGACAUAAAGAAGAAGAGCCUCAUGAACUACGAGUACUGCCAAACAGAUGAAAUGAUUGCUGACAUGCUAACAAAGCCAUUAGGAAAAAACAAGCUACGAUACUUUGCAGAAAAAGGCGGAUUAGUAUGUCAAUAA
Diorhabda sublineata is the source of this 681-nucleotide messenger RNA. RefSeq lists its product as uncharacterized. The transcript has a single exon. The record is from RefSeq and is a predicted model, not a curated record. NCBI's taxonomy places the organism in Eukaryota, Metazoa, Arthropoda, Insecta, Coleoptera, Chrysomelidae. Bases 1 to 681 code for a protein of 226 amino acids.